CUCUGUGUCCAAAAAGCCUUGCUAUUUCUGUCUCUGUUUUCCGGUCCUCCACCUGAUUAGAUCCCUCCCCUCCUCCCUAUUCCCUUCGUUGGAUCGAUCGAUCGAUUCGUCGCUUGGUCGGCUCGUGAAUCUUCUGUCCAAGAUGGAGGCGAUUGAGGAGUUACUUCAGCUCUCCGAUUCCAUGCGGCAAGCCUCCGCCCUCCUCGCCGACGAGGAUAUCGACGAUAACUCAUCGUCUUCCAACCGACGCGCCACCACUUCCCUCAAUGUCGUCGCUCUUGGCAAUGUUGGUGCUGGAAAAUCGGCUGUAUUAAAUAGUUUAAUUGGACAUCCAAUUUUGCCUACUGGUGAAAAUGGUGCUACUCGUGCUCCGAUAAGUGUUGAUUUAUCCAGGGAUAGUUCUGUAAGCAGCAAGUCCAUUGUCUUGCAGAUUGACAACAAAUCGCAACAAGUUUCCGCAAGUGCUCUUCGGCAUUCAUUGCAAGAUAGGCUGAGUAAGGGUUCAUCAGGAAGGGCUCGUGAUGAGAUAUAUUUGAAACUCCGCACUAGCACAGCUCCACCAUUAAAGUUGAUCGACUUACCAGGUCUGGAUCAAAGGUUUAUGGAUGAUUCAAUGAUCAGCGAGUAUGUUGAGCAUAAUGAUGCAAUUCUGCUGGUUAUAGUACCUGCUUCUCAAGCAUCAGAAAUUUCGUCAGCUCGGGCCCUUAAACUUGCAAAAGAAUAUGAUGCUGAAAGUACUAGAACUGUCGGUGUCAUUAGCAAGAUUGAUCUAUCAGCUACAGACUCAAAAGCACUAGCAGCUGUUCAGGCUCUCUUGUCAAAUCAGGGACCGCCUAAAACAUCUGAUAUUCCAUGGAUUGCUUUAAUUGGACAGUCUGUUUCUAUAGCUUCAGCACAGUCUGGUGCAGGGUCUGAGAGCUCUUUAGAAACUGCCUGGCGUGCUGAGAGCGAAAGUCUGAAAUCUAUAUUAACCGGAUCCCCUCAAAGCAAGCUUGGUAGAGUAGCUUUAGUUGAUGCUCUUGCAGGUCAGAUUCGCAAUCGUAUGAAGCUCAGAGUUCCAAAUCUGCUCUCUGGGCUUCAGGGAAAGUCUCAGCUCAUUCAGGAUGAGUUGGUGAGGCUUGGGGAACAAAUGGUCAGUAGUGCUGAAGGUACAAGAGCUCUAGCUUUGGAGCUAUGUCGUGAGUUUGAAGACAAAUUUCUUCUGCAUAUUACAGGCGGUGAGGGCAGUGGUUGGAAGGUUGUGGCAAGUUUUGAGGGUAAUUUCCCUAACCGAAUCAAGCAACUUCCUUUGGACAGGCACUUUGACAUUAAUAAUGUCAAGAGGAUUGUAUUAGAGGCAGAUGGUUAUCAACCUUAUCUGAUAUCUCCAGAGAAAGGGCUAAGGUCUCUGAUAAAAAUUGUCCUAGAAAUGGCAAAGGAGCCCUCACGACUCUGUGUUGAUGAGGUCCAUCAUGUACUCGUGGAUAUUGUUUCUGCAGCUGCAAGUGCUACACCAGGUCUUGGAAGAUAUCCUCCUUUCAAAAGAGAGGUUGUGGCAAUAGCUAGUGCAGCAUUAGAUAACUUCAAGGAUGAGGCCAAGAAAAUGGUGGUUGCCCUUGUUGAUAUGGAGCGUGCAUUCGUUCCUCCCCAACACUUCAUCCGAUUGGUGCAAAGGCGAAUGGAGAGGCAGCGUCGGGAGGAAGAACUCAAAAACCGAUCAUCCAAGAAAGCCGUUGAAGCAGAGCAAUCUAUGCUAAACAGAGCUUCAAGUCCUCAAACUGGGGUUCAACAAACUGGAGGUAGCUUAAAAUCUAUGAAAGAUAAGUCUGCUCAGCAAGACAAGGAUGUUCCAGAGGAACCAACACUGCAAACUGCUGGGCCUGGAGGGGAGAUAACUGCAGGAUUUUUGUCAAAGAAAAGUGCAAAAACAAAUGGAUGGAGUAGGAGAUGGUUUGUACUAAAUGAGAAAACUGGCAAGCUCGGCUACACCAGAAAGCAAGAAGAAAGACAUUUCCGUGGUGUCAUCACUUUGGAGGAAUGUAACAUAGAAGAAAUUUCUGAUGAAGAUGAACCACCACGGAAAAGUUCCAAGGACAAAAAAGCAAAUGGACCUGAAAAAGGGCCAAGUCUUGUUUUCAAGAUAACUAGCAAGGUUCCGUACAAGACCGUUUUAAAAGCCCACAGUGCUGUGGUUUUGAAGGCCGAAAGCGUGGCAGAUAAAAUUGAGUGGUUAAACAAGAUAAGAAAUGUUGUUCAGCCUUCCACGGGAGGUCAAGUAAAGGGCGAAUCCAGUGUUCCUAUACGACACAGCCUUUCAGAUGGUUCUCUGGAUACAAUGGCGGCUAGAAGACCUGCAGAUCCAGAAGAAGAACUCCGAUGGAUGUCUCAAGAAGUACGUGGUUACAUUGAGGCUGUUCUUAACAGCCUCGCUGCUAAUGUUCCAAAGGCUGUUGUUCUUUGCCAAGUUGAGAAGGCCAAGGAAGACAUGCUUAAUCAGUUAUACAGUUCAAUCAGUUCCCAAAGCACAGCAAGAAUUGAAGAACUCCUUCAAGAAGACCGGAAUGUAAAACACAAGCGGGAACGGUACCAAAAACAGUCUUCUCUUCUCUCAAAACUGACAAGACAACUUAGUAUUCAUGACAAUCGAGCAUCUGCCGCCUCCAGCUGGGCCAAUGAUGGCAACAGUUCAGAAAGCAGCCCAAGAACCAAUGGAACUGUGCCAGGCGACGACUGGAGGUCUGCAUUUGAUGCUGCAGCCAAUGGCCCUACUGAUUCAAGAUUAGGUUCGAGCCAUAGUAGGCGUUAUAGUGAUCCUGUGCAAAAUGGUGAUGCCCACUCCACAUCCAAUCCCGGUGGCCGGCGUACACCUAAUCGGUUGCCACCUGCUCCACCACAGUCUGGUUCAGCUUACAGAUACUAGUUGGAGCCUAUUGUUGGUCAUGUUACAGAUCCCGGUUUGCCUGGUACUUUUAGCAUGUUCAAGAUCCCAUGAUGUUAUAGAGAUCGAUAGAAAUGGGUAAAUAUGGCAUUGAUGUAUUGUUUGUCCUUCCAUUAGCAUUUAUAUUAUUUCCAGGGAUGCUGUCACCGGUUCACCAAAUUUUGCUCUGUACUUUUGUUGUAUCAUUCUCCUUUUUCAGUUUUUGUAACUGGUUUAUUUUUCUAGGAGCUGCAUUUUCCGGAGAUUGUCUGAUCAGACCGCCAACUUUUGUAA
Messenger RNA from Rhodamnia argentea, 3190 nucleotides. RefSeq names its product dynamin-2B-like. Gene Ontology annotation, molecular function: GTPase activity; microtubule binding; GTP binding. Lineage: Eukaryota; Viridiplantae; Streptophyta; Magnoliopsida; Myrtales; Myrtaceae. The record is from RefSeq and is a predicted model, not a curated record. The coding region runs from base 143 to 2899 and encodes 918 amino acids. The transcript has 22 exons. Gene Ontology annotation, cellular component: membrane; cytoplasm; microtubule.